AUGACUGGGAAACAUCGACGAAAACUCGCCAACGAGAAAAAACACAAGCUACAAAUCCACUACGAUAGAAAAUCUACUGCAAAGAACUUACCUCACCAAAAUCAAACUGGAAGAAGCCGUAUCUGUCAACGAAGAAUACUAGCACAAAAUUGGGCUAAUGCACUUGUUCAACAAAUAGGAUUGCUUAUAAACGUCCUAAUGGCAGCUGGCUAG
Molecule: messenger RNA, 213 nt
Organism: Ambispora gerdemannii
Lineage: Eukaryota; Fungi; Glomeromycota; Glomeromycetes; Archaeosporales; Ambisporaceae
Source: the annotation of a GenBank genome assembly